Triticum aestivum (bread wheat) is the source of this 2249-nucleotide messenger RNA. RefSeq lists its product as uncharacterized. Lineage: Eukaryota; Viridiplantae; Streptophyta; Magnoliopsida; Poales; Poaceae. The record is from RefSeq and is a predicted model, not a curated record. Gene Ontology annotation, biological process: DNA replication. The transcript is spliced from 2 exons. Gene Ontology annotation, molecular function: DNA binding. The coding region runs from base 120 to 1946 and encodes 608 amino acids. Gene Ontology annotation, cellular component: nucleus.
CAAAUCAAAUAACUAACCGUCCCAACAACUUGAGAAGACCUCGCUGCACCCAAUCCCAAUCCCUGAACCCUGCCCCCCACUCUCCUCGCGAUCGCCUUCUCCUCGCAGCCCGGCCGGCGAUGGGUGGAGGGAUGGCAGCAGACCUGACGCACGGGGCGGUGGCGGCGCUGGUGUCGGGGCUGGGGCAGGUGAUGGGCGCCGUGCUGCAGGUUGUGGGCGCGCCGGGGCCAGCGCCGGCGGGAACCGUGGCCAGCACGGGGCAGUUCGGCCUCGUGCUCUCCGACGGCGUGCACUCGCUGGAGGCGGUGCUGGACGUCACCAUGGACGGCCUCGUCACCGCCGGCCUCCUCCGCGCCGGCUCCGUUGUCCGAGUCCUCGACUACCUAUACAGCUAUGCCGCGAACCCAAGGGUCUUCGUUGUUUUCCAGCUCGAAAUACUGCAAGCUGAGUGCAUGCUGAUCGGGAGUCCCACAAUUUAUGAGGUCAGUGACGCCGCUCAGCCCAAGAACGGAUGCUAUUCUGAUAGACUGGGCAUACAUAGGCCUGACAUGAUCUCAAAGGUUCAGCAAGGUGUUACCAACAUAGCAUGUUCUCGUGAUCAAGGCUUGGCAGGUUCCUCUCGUGCUCCAAGGUUAGAGAAUGCUGUGAACAAUCUGCGUGGAUUUUAUGAUUUAGUGUCAGCCCAGAACACAAUAGAUUUCAAGAUGCAGCAGCUUUCACUGAGGAAUCAAGGCCAAGGGCUCGCGGCUCCUCCAACAAACUGGGAAGGCUUCGACUGUACCGGCAAUACAUACCGAACCAUUGCACAGAUCAAGGAUGAGAACUUUAGGAUGUCCAGUCAACCUGACUUGAUCACGGUUGUGGCUGCAGUUUCACAUGUAGACAGUGGUGCCUUCUGCUACCCAUCUUGCGCCUUGAUGUUCGACGGUGAGAAAUGCAAUAACAAGUUGAAAGUUGAUGCUGAUGGGUGGUGGUGCACGAGAUGCCUCUGGAGGUCCCAGACCUGCGAGUACCGGUACAUGCUGAACUGCCAAAUCAGUGACCAUACUGGUUCAACCAAUGCUACAGUCUUGCAACAGGCUGAUGAGGAAAUAAUUGGCUACACAGCACAAGAACUCCUCAUGAUAAAAGAUGUCGAGAAAGACGGUGUAAAAUUUGAGGAAAUCAUGCAGGGUAUCAUUUGGCGUCAGUGUGUACUUAAGCUGAGAGUCGAGGGCCAUGGUGUGAUGACGAAACGCAGCAUAGUUGAGGCUGAGAAGUUGGUGUCACCGAAUACCAGCCAUCUCCUAGGGGCGAUCGGCAACCUGUUAAAGAGCGAUUCGUCCCCAACUCCAUGGGUGCAAUGUGGCGUGGCCCCAACCACCCGUCGUCCCACAAAUCUGCAGGCACGAUACACUUGUGGAACUUCCAACAAUUCCUAUGGCAGCAUGAGGAGCACCAAGGGCGCAAGCUACCGGCGCCCCGCGGAUCAGCUUCCGCAUUUCUCUACUCCACCAUCAGCCUAUGGCAGCAGGAUGAGCACGGGUGGCGCAAGCUAUCGGCACACGGCAGAUCAGCUUCUGCAGAUGGCUACCCCACCAUCAGCCUAUGGCAGCAUGACAAGCACCGGUGACGCAAGCUAUCUGCGCUCCGCAGGUCAGCUUCCACAUAUCUCUACUCCACCUCCACCAUCAGCCUAUCGCGGCAUGAUGAGCAUGGGUGGCGCAAGCUAUCUGCGCUCCGCAGGUCAGCUUCCACACAUCUCUACUCCACCAUCAGCCUAUGGCAGCAUGAUGAGCACGGGUGGUGCAACCUAUCGGCACAUGGCAUAUCAACUUCCACAGAUUUUGUCUACCCCACCAUCAGCCUAUGGCAGCAUGAUGAGCACCGGUGACGCAAGCUAUUGGCCUUGGGCAGGUUAUCUUCCACAGAUUCCUGCUCCACUGUUAGGAACAAGAAUCAUGUAGGAGGAGCUAGCUAACAUUUCGGAUGGAACAGGCGCAGCGAGGGCUGGCUCACCGAUGAUCCACUGCAACUGGGCAACCUCGCGUCGGAGCCUGCCAGACAACUCUGCUUGUCAGCUUAGUUAUAUUUUUUUGUAUAUGAACCUAUGAAGUUUGCUUUGAGUGGUGCUACAGUGUGUGGAAUUUUAUUUAUGUGGACGGUGGGUAUGGGGCGAAGUGCCUCCUCCUGUUCUGGGUUUAUAUGGCCUCAGCUUCCCUUUUAUCGAACUUCUGCUAGUAACUUGAGUAACAUCAAGCUAUCGUUUU